Messenger RNA from Phalaenopsis equestris, 979 nucleotides. RefSeq lists its product as uncharacterized. The transcript has 5 exons. The coding region runs from base 319 to 714 and encodes 131 amino acids. The record is from RefSeq and is a predicted model, not a curated record. NCBI's taxonomy places the organism in Eukaryota, Viridiplantae, Streptophyta, Magnoliopsida, Asparagales, Orchidaceae.
GCCAGCAUCGCGACCACCACACUUCCCCGCGCCAUCCAUUGAAAACAGAGAUGGAGGGAGCGGCUCCCAAUGCCUCACAGGUCAAAACCCAGUACUGCCGCCUCUCUGCUCCUCGGGAUAACCCACUACUGCCGCCUCUUCGCUCCAUCCAAAGCUCUCCCCUUCGUCAUUAGUAGCCCAUCCUCGUCUCUUUAAAGCGAGCAGAGCAUUGCAGGCCUUGCUCCGUUAUUAAAGGAGCCACUUUUACGACCAACCAUUACUGUUCUCCCUCUCCACUGUGUCUUCUGCUUCGCUCGCGCUGUUACUGUGCGAAGAGAUAUGGAGGGGAUGAAGAGCUGGCAAAUCCCUGCUUUUGGGAACUGCGACGAGAGGUUCAUCACCCAGUACUACAAAUCCGCAAGCCAGGGGAGAGCAAGAUUUGUUGACGAAGAAGAUCUUUUCGAGGUGCCAGUAGCCAUGCCUGUGAAGUAUGGUAAUCCUUACGGCGGCCAUUGUCGCCGAAAGGUGAAGUCGGGGAAUGAAGACGGAGCUGAGAAGCAACACAUUAAACAGGGAAGGGGCUUUGGUGCUGCCGCAGGUACUCUGAGGAGGCGUAAUGCUGUGGACGAGGAUUUGUAUAAGAUUCCCCCUGAGUUUCUCCAUCAAAAGCCUAUGAGGAAGAAGCCUCUGAGGAGCUUGUUGUCGGGAUGUAUGAGUCUCAACUGCAUUCGCUGAGCUCGGAGAAGAACCAUGAAAUCAUCACACUUUUCUCAUUUCCUGCUCUCUUUUAAUUUAUUUUCAUCCUUCAUGGAUUUGGUGUUUAGAUUCUCAGCAUAAGAUGCUAGUUUUACAUUCAUUGGAGAGGAUGCAUACGGAUUCGCAAUUUUUGAUUAAUGUAUGUCUCACAAAGUCUAUGUGGCAGUUGUAACUUUUGACUUAGUGUACUUCAACGAUUAGCACGUGAUGGCUCGAUUAAUAAUGAGGGGAAUUUGCCAAAUUU